Molecule: messenger RNA, 306 nt
Organism: Nakaseomyces glabratus
Lineage: Eukaryota; Fungi; Ascomycota; Saccharomycetes; Saccharomycetales; Saccharomycetaceae
Gene: SNN1
Product: Snn1p
Source: RefSeq, a predicted model, not a curated record
AUGUCUGAUAACAGUGAAGUACAAGGUAUACAUCCAGUCGAGUUAAGUGUGUAUUCGUUGGUUUCAUCAGACCUGGAUAAUCUAUACCAAGCAAUCAACGAACUGCGAGAGUCCCAAGCACUACUGAUCUUAAAGUUGCGGACUGUAAGAGACUCGUUAAGGCUGGAGAACGAGCUCUUGUUUGACUCCAACGAAUAUAAAGCCCAAUUUAAAGAGGUAAACAAUCUGCAGAAACGGUUACAAAAGAUAACUUUACGCUUGAAAGAUCUUGAGAGAAGAUCCAGUCAAUUAACUACCAGCUCGUGA